Messenger RNA from Fusarium vanettenii 77-13-4, 1551 nucleotides. RefSeq lists its product as uncharacterized. Bases 1 to 1551 code for a protein of 516 amino acids. The record is from RefSeq and is a predicted model, not a curated record. The transcript is spliced from 2 exons. Gene Ontology annotation, cellular component: membrane. Lineage: Eukaryota; Fungi; Ascomycota; Sordariomycetes; Hypocreales; Nectriaceae. Gene Ontology annotation, molecular function: carbohydrate:proton symporter activity. Gene Ontology annotation, biological process: transmembrane transport; carbohydrate transport.
AUGUCCAAGCCCAACACGCAUCCUUCCCUCGACAAAACUCAGUCACUCGAGGAGACGACCGGUUCGGUGCAUGUUGCCGAGAACCUGCACGCCCCUCAGACUUGGGGGGAGCGUUUCCUUGAGCUGAAGAAGUCAUGGCGUGCGACCUUGGCAUCCAUCGCAUGCUCAAGCUUGGCCGUGCUUAUCGGUUACGACUUGACGCUCAUUGGGUCCAUCAUCGCGAACCGCGAGUUUGUGAUACAAUUCGGACUCUACGAUCAGGACCUCCAGGUGUGGACUCUUCCUGCUAGUCGACAGCUGGUAUGGACCAUAUGCCAGUUUGUGGCUGCCAUUGUCGGGGCUUUUAUCGUCGGGACUCUCAACGACAUGUUUGGUCGCAGAAUCUGCUUCUUCCUCACUGUGGCGUUGACCAUGAUCGGAACCGUCACUGAGCUCUUCUCCCCUGACUGGAAAGUCUGGGUUGUAGCCAAGGUACUCUUCGGUCUGGCCAUGGGUUUCAUGCAGGGCAAUACCCCGACGUAUAUCUCCGAGCUGGCACCAAUCCAUAUCCGAGGCUUUCUUCUUUCCCUCUUUCAAUUCUGGAUUACCCUCGGCUCAUUCCUCGCAUCUUGCGUCUUGGAGGGGACGUCACACAUCCAGGGGAGAUGGUCAUGGAAAGCGGCAGUGGUUUCUCAGUUCGGCCUCGGCCUCCUAUCAUUUGCCCUGUUCAUCUUACUGGUGCCAGAAUCACCAUAUUAUCUGACCAGCAAGGCGCAUUACGACACAGCCCUCAAGGCACUCCAGACUCUAAGGGGUCGAGAGAGCGGCUACUCUGCCGAGGCCGACCUGGAAGUCAUCAAGACAACCAUCUCCCACGAGCGAGAGAACUCGGCAGACCAAGCAUCAUUUUUCGACUGCUUCAAGGGCGUCGAUCGCCGCCGCACUUUCCUGGCCUGCCUCCCGAUGGUCAUGCAGCAGUUUUCGGGGUUCCCUCUCUGCGGAAACUACUUGGCUUACUUCUUGAGCCUCUCGGGACUAUCCAACGCCUUCCUGAUUACAGUCAUCUCGAACCUUUUAUCCAUUGUUGCCAUCGGCGUUGCCUUCAGUCUAAUUGAGCAAGUGGGAAGACGCCCUCAGCUCCUCUUUGGCAUUUUCUUUAUGGUUCCCUGCCUUAUUGCAAUCUCUAUCUUGGGAUGGGUCGGCGUCGGGACUGGUGGUAACGGUCGAGCCCUGGCAGCAUUUAGUGUCAUCUGGAAUGUCCUCUACUUCCUCUCGCUCGGGGCCAUCGGAUGGACUAUCGUCGGCGAGAUCUCUUCUACGCGUCUGCGGGCCAAGACGACGGCUAUCGCCACUGCUGUGAACGCCGUUAUCAACAUGGCCUGGGCUAUUGCGAUUCCUUACCUGAUCAACGCGGACGAAGCUAACCUUGGCCCCAAGGCCGGUCUUAUCUUCCUGGGGCCACUUGUCUUCCUCAGCUUCAUCGCAUUUUGGACCGUUCCCGAGACUAAGGGCAAGUCUUUCUCUGAACUUGAUAACCUCUUUGAGAUGCGUACACCGGCUCGCAAGUUCUAG